AUGACUGAUACAGAAAGUGACAUCACAGACGAUCGCAAUACCAAAAACCAUGAUGGAAGGAGAGCAAAACGUAAUUUUCGACCAAAGAGAGGAAGAAAAAGUACUCCUACGAAAGAGGUUUGCCAAAAAAUUGCUUCAAAUAAGACUUCUCAAGCGAGCAAGAAUGUAAAUCCUCCCCCCUCAGGAAAAAAGGGCAUUAAAAACCUAGCCAGUUCGUAUCGGACUCCAAAUUCUGAGAACACUAGCACAUUACUGAGUAUCCAGCAAAGAGAAAUCGAUGAGAUGGAACAUUCAUUUGGAAGCAAACGCAUCAAAUUAUUUAAGAAGGGCAAAAAUGUCAAGUCAUUCGGCCUGGUUAUACCUAAUAUAUUGGAACAAAAAUCUAUUACAUUUAUCGUGCACAUACCGCACAAUUACCCGCAGAGCCCAAUUAAAAUUGGAGCUAAGCCCCUCAGUAUGGCCGAUGUAGACAAACCCCUGCUUUCAAAUACACAGCAACGGUGCCUACUUCGAAUCGUGAAUAACUUCAACAUUAAAGCACGCGAGCUGAAUUCCAAAAGUGAGCCUCUCGCAAUGCAACUCAACUACUUGAUGAAUGAAUGGCCUUCACUCGGGGCAUUUAAUUUUAAACAGAACGAUGAACUACAUAAAUCUUUUUUGAGCCAAUUCUUCGAGUAA
This is a messenger RNA of Lachancea fermentati, 678 nucleotides long. NCBI's taxonomy places the organism in Eukaryota, Fungi, Ascomycota, Saccharomycetes, Saccharomycetales, Saccharomycetaceae. The record is from the annotation of a GenBank genome assembly.